CCGAGUGGAAUCCAAAAUGGCGGAUUCAACCUCUUACGUUCUCUACAUUAUUCUCUUCUUUUUCUUCACCAUUCUCCUUCAAUAUCUUCUUCACCCACGUUCGUAUGCCCGCCCCCGUCCGCCGAGUCCGCCGGCGCUUCCGCUAGUCGGCCACCUCCACCACUUCUCCCCAUCCGUUUACAAAUCCUUCCACAAUCUCGCCGCCAAGUACGGCGAUCUUCUCUUUCUCCGUCUCGGCAGAGUCCGAUGCGUUGUCAUUUCGUCGGCGUCGUACGCCGCCGAAAUCUACAAAAAUCAGGACGUUAAUUUCUCGUCGCGGCCGAAAUUCGCGUUCGGCGAUGAGCUUCCGUACGCGAAGGCAGGAUUCUUCGCGGCAGAGUACGGGGAUUAUUGGAGAUUCAUGAAGAAACUGACGAUGACGGAGCUUUUAUCGCAGCGGCAGGUUGAGAGAUCGCGCGGUGUACGGAGAGAAGAAAUGUUGAAAUUGUUGAGGAAAUUGUGUGAGUGCGGCGAGAAGAAGGAGGUUGUGGAUUUGGGGGCAGAGCUCGUCAAACUCACCAACAAUAGCACUUGUAGGUUGGUGAUGAGUACAAGAUGUUCAGGUGACGAUGACGAUGAAGCGGAGAAGAUAAGAUUAUUAGUAAAAGAAACAUUCGAGAUGGCAUCAAAAGUAGCGUUUGGGGAUGUAUUUGGAUGGCCUUUAGAGCGGUUAGCCUUUUGGAUGUUUGGAAGACAAGCAAAGGAUGUGACUUUGAGGUAUGAUGAGAUUUUGGAGAAUAUAUUAAGACAACAUGAAGAUAGAGGAAGAGAAGAAGGUUUGGAUAGGGAAGAUAGAGAUUUAAUGGACAUUUUGUUGAAGGUUUAUCAAGAUCAUAAUGCUGAGUUCAACAUUACUAGAACCAAUAUCAAGGCUUUCUUGCUUGAUUUAUUUCUAGGUGGAACUGGUACAUCAACAGAGGUAUCACAGUGGACAAUGGCGGAACUUCUAAACCAUCCAAAAGUAUUUAACAAACUCAGAAACGAAAUAAACUCCAUUGUAGGAACCUCCAGACUCGUCGGCGAAGAUGACCUCCCAAAUCUCCCUUACUUACAAGCUGUCGUGAAAGAGGCUCUCCGCCUCUACCCUGCUGUCCCAAUUGCCAUGAGAACCUGUCGUCAAGACUGCACAAUCGACGGCUACCACAUUCCCAAGGAUACAAUGGUUGCAGUCAACCUGUUCGACAUAAUGCGCGACCCAAAAAUUUGGAAAAAUCCAAACAAAUUCGACCCCGAAAGAUUCACUGACGAUGUGCAGUACAAGUUUAAGGGGCAACAAAGUUUCAAUUUUGUGCCCUUUGGUGGGGGAAGAAGAGCCUGUCCUGGCUCCACUUUGGCCUUCAGUUUCAUUAGCAAUGUGAUUGCAACAAUGGUUCAAUGUUUUGAUUGGAAAAUUAUUGGGAGAUCAGAUAAUAAUAGGGAUGGAAUAAGUAAAGUGGAUAUGGAGAUUGGAGCUGCCUUUACUUUGCCUAUGGCUAACCCUCUUCGUUGUGUUCCUAUAGUUCGCUUCAACCCUUUUGAUGGCAUCUAAAUUAGCGAGGAAGCUCUUUAGAUGAGGAUAUGGAAAUGGAGGUAUAGCUUUGAAAAACUCAACCUUGUUUCAAAUUCAAUUAAUGUGGAUUGUGAAAUUAGGGUCUAGUUAGGUUAUAAACUUUACAUUGUUAAUUUCAACCAAGAGACAAUUUGAUUGUCACAAUAACAAUGACAAUACAAAUUUGAUUUUUAAACGUC
Messenger RNA from Cucumis melo (muskmelon), 1767 nucleotides. Its product is annotated as cytochrome P450 705A12-like. Lineage: Eukaryota; Viridiplantae; Streptophyta; Magnoliopsida; Cucurbitales; Cucurbitaceae. Gene Ontology annotation, cellular component: membrane. Bases 17 to 1567 code for a protein of 516 amino acids. The transcript is spliced from 3 exons. Gene Ontology annotation, molecular function: oxidoreductase activity, acting on paired donors, with incorporation or reduction of molecular oxygen, NAD(P)H as one donor, and incorporation of one atom of oxygen; iron ion binding; heme binding. The record is from RefSeq and is a predicted model, not a curated record.